Molecule: messenger RNA, 1846 nt
Organism: Coffea arabica (coffee)
Lineage: Eukaryota; Viridiplantae; Streptophyta; Magnoliopsida; Gentianales; Rubiaceae
Source: RefSeq, a predicted model, not a curated record
AGUGGGACAUGAGUGUGAUGGCUGUAUAAACACGGUAAUCUAUCUCAGAAACGUCGAAAUAGAAGACAAUCGUACUUAUAUAUUUUGCAGUCGAAUCCAGAGAUCCUCGAAGUUGCUUAUUAGACUCGGACACGCACUCUGAUAGUAUAUCACGCAUUGACAACGACGGAGCUCUGCAGAAAGCUGUCUCAUCACGAAAACUUCUUACUAGUUUUCUUACUGCAACAGACAUGUUUGAUCAGACGCAAGCAUUGACAGUAGCAGGAAAGCUCUGAGCGACGUUUUCAUCCGGAAUUUUUCUACUAAUUCAGAACUCUCACCUGCUUGAACUUGCAGAAGAACAAAGGUAGCCAUGUUGGGAAAUGGGGUGGUGGGGAUUUUAUCAGAAUCAACCAACAAGUGGGAAAGAAGGGUGCCUCUCACGCCAUCCCACUGUGCAAAACUGUUGCAUGGAGGUAGAGGCAAAACAGGGGUGGCCCGGAUCAUUGUUCAGCCUUCUACAAAGCGCAUUCAUCAUGAUUCUCUUUAUGAGGAUGUGGGCUGUGAAAUUUCUGAGGAUUUGUCGGACUGUGGCCUUAUUUUGGGCAUUAAACAACCCAAGCUGGACAUGAUACUUCCUGACAGGGCUUAUGCCUUUUUUUCACAUACUCACAAGGCACAAAGGGAAAAUAUGCCCUUGCUUGACAAGAUUCUAGCUGAGAAGGCUUCGUUGUUUGAUUAUGAGCUUAUUGUUGGAGACCAUGGAAAGAGAUUACUAGCAUUCGGAAAGUUUGCUGGUAGAGCUGGAAUGGUUGACUUUUUACAUGGAUUAGGACAGAGGUAUCUUAGUCUUGGGUAUUCAACUCCUUUCCUGUCUCUGGGAGCAUCUUAUAUGUAUUCUUCAUUAGCUGCUGCUAAGGCUGCAGUAAUUUCAGUUGGGGAAGAGAUUGCCACCAUGGGACUUCCAUCUGGAAUCUGUCCUUUAGUUUUUGUUUUUACUGGUUCAGGAAAUGUUUCACAUGGAGCACAAGAGAUCUUUAAACUUCUGCCUCACACUCCCAUGGAUCCUUGCAGACUUCCUGAAAUAUUUGGGAAGGCUAAAGAUCCUGCACGUCCAGCAAAGAGAGUCUUUCAAGUUUAUGGCUGUGUUGUAACCUCUAAGGACAUGGUGGAACCUGAAGAACCUUCGAAAUUUUUUGAUAAGGCUGACUAUUACGCACAUCCAGAGCACUACAUUCCUGUUUUCCAUGAAAAGAUUGCCCCUUAUGCAUCUGUGAUAGUUAACUGUAUGUAUUGGGAGAAAAGAUUUCCUCAGCUAUUGACGACCAAGCAGCUGCAAGAUCUGAUGAGUAAAGACUGUCCACUCGUUGGAGUUUGUGACAUUACAUGUGACAUAGGUGGCUCAUUGGAGAUUGUUAACCAAACCACAUCAAUUGAUUCUCCUUUCUUUAGAUAUGAUCCUUUCCAAGAUUCGUACCAUUAUGAUCUUGAUGGUGAGGGAGUGAUCUGCUCUGCUGUUGACAUUCUUCCAACCGAGUUUGCAAAAGAGGCUUCCCAGCAUUUUGGAGAUAUUUUAUCCCAGUUUAUUGGAAGCUUAAUCUCUAUACCAAAUAUUGAGGAGUUACCUCUGCACUUAAAGAGAGCUUGCAUAGCGCAUCGUGGAGCACUGACUCCACUUUAUGAAUAUAUACGGCGGAUGCAAAACUCUGAUGUUGAAGAUCCUUCUAGAAAUCUUGAAAAAGUCUACCCUGAUAAGAAGAAGUAUACUACAUUGGUAUGUUUCUUCGGUAGACCACCUCUGCUACUCCGUUAUAGUACACUCCAUUUGGCAUUCUCAGCCAAAGGAAAUGCAUGCCCAGAACUAUGA